Salvia splendens (bonfire salvia) is the source of this 991-nucleotide messenger RNA. RefSeq names its product ATP-dependent Clp protease proteolytic subunit-related protein 4, chloroplastic. The record is from RefSeq and is a predicted model, not a curated record. Gene Ontology annotation, cellular component: endopeptidase Clp complex. The transcript is spliced from 5 exons. NCBI's taxonomy places the organism in Eukaryota, Viridiplantae, Streptophyta, Magnoliopsida, Lamiales, Lamiaceae. Gene Ontology annotation, molecular function: serine-type endopeptidase activity; ATP-dependent peptidase activity; ATPase binding. Bases 420 to 695 code for a protein of 91 amino acids. Gene Ontology annotation, biological process: protein quality control for misfolded or incompletely synthesized proteins.
UUAUCAAUUGUUCAUUUUCACUCAAACAAAUUACAGUCUCACCUGACCACCUGCUGCUGCUGCUGCAAUGGCUUCCAUUCUGUUUCCGACUACCCGGAUGAGACUAAACACCACCCUAAGUUUACCCUCGCCUCCUCAACCUCCACCGUCUUUCCAGAGGCCAUCUCCGCCCACCACUUUUCUUUCUCCAUUCGUCGGAGGCAGCGUCUCCGGCGACUUUUCCGGUCUUAGGAUCCGACCCGCUUCCCUUAUUGAUAACUCGUCUAAUUCGACCUCUCGAGUGAAACGUGGCGUUGUUACUGUGAUAUGUGAAACCACCAAUUUUUACGCUAUGUGUCGGCAAUGCAUGGGGAGAAGCUGCACUUCUACUGGCUGCUGGUGCAAAGGGGAAUCGAUCUGCCUUACCCUCAUCAACAAUAAUGAUCAAGCAGCCAAUUGCCAGGUUUCAGGGUCAAGCAACAGAUGUAGAGCUUAUGAGGAAAGAAGUUAGAAAUGUGAAGGCUGAGUUGGUCAAACUCUAUGCGAAACACGUUGGAAAAUCACCUGAGGAGAUUGAAGAAGACAUAAGGCGUCCAAAAUAUUUUAGUCCUAUUGAGGCUGUUGAAUAUGGAAUCAUCGAUAAGGUUCUGUACAAUGAGAGGAGUAAUGAAGACAGAGGAGUUCUGUCAGAUCUUAAGAAAGCUCAACUUAUUUGAAGUGUUUUUGAUCGGGCCAGAGUAGCAGGAUACCGAUUUCUGGGAUGCCAGACCAUUCGGAUUUUAGGGCAAACAAAACAGGGGUAGCUGGGGUGGGUGCCAGACCAUUCGGAUUCGUGAGACAAUCAAAGCCACGUACUUCUUACCGGAUCUAAAUCUCAGAUUGUCUACGUUUUAAAAAAAUAGUGUAACACGGAUAACCUUUUUUAUUAAUAAAAUUUCGAUCGAUCUAUUUUUAUUUUUUCUUGUGUUCACUUUAAAUUUUAAUCAUGAUAAUGUUAUUAUGAUACUAUCAA